UCUCCGACCCAAAACAUCGACUGACUUCCAAAGACAUGAUAAGAUAGCUCUCUCAUUAUAUCUUUCUUAUCAGUCCUGUAACGUUGAGUUCUUCUCAACAUACGUCUGAUCGACAUGGUACGAUUCCAUAUUACAAAAGAGGUUGAAAGAAUGCUUGAAUCUUUCGGCGGCUUAGAUUGCAUUGGCGGCCAAACUGUAAGCGAGCAUUACACACGCGCUUUUCGGCGCGUCGGGUUAUGUAUUCAUUCCGCUAUUUAGCGUGGUUGGGCUAAAAAGGAAAAAAAGAAGAUCACGUUUAAUAAAUGACAGCAUUCUUCUUAACAGUUUACACUUUUACCUUCUUCCCCUCAUUCAAGGUAUCAACAAUGGCUAGAAAGCAGGCCGCUUCAAACGGUCGCAAGUCUACCGCUAAUGGCAAUGGCACAAGUGCAACUAAACAUGCACAAGAAGUUGCCGAAACAAAGACUGCUCACGAUCAGAUCAAACGUGCUCAAGACACGGAUUACAAACAUUCUUACGGUCAUGUAGAUAUGCGUGAUGAACAAAUUAUUGGAGGAGGAAAGGAGCGAGCUUUGGUCCGCUACAACCCAGGUAUCGUAAUCUCUGAGAAAGGUCGUGAAAGCGAUAAAAAAUUGGACGAGCAUGAAGAAUACGAAUUCGGUGGACCCUGGGGUGUCACUGCAAUGAUGACUUUGUUCCCUGUUUUGAUGUAUUACCUUUGGAUCUGCUUAUGGUUCUAUGAUGGACAAUUUGUCAUGCCAAAGAGUAUUGAUGAUAUUCCCGCCUUUUUCUCACGUAUGGGACAACACGUCUAUGAGGAUGCUUUCCCAACCGUACGUGCUUUCCGUGAUUAUGGUGGUUUGAUGGUAUUCCAAUUCGUUUUGGCUGUUAUUGUGCCAGGUUACAUGCAAGAAGGACUGCCCGUCCCAUCCCUCAACUACAAGACUUUAAUGUACAAGUGCAACGCUUUGGGAUGCUUCUACAUCACGCUUAUCGUCAGUGCAGCCCUUCAUUUGAGUGGUCUUUAUCGUUUGACGACGAUCAUCGAACACUUUGGUGAAUAUAUGACAGUGUCUAUGAUUGUAGGUUUUGCUGUCAGCUUUAUCACGUACUUCCACGCCGUCUGGACCAACACGGCGCACAGAAUGAGUGGCAACUUUGCUUAUGACGUUUUCAUGGGUGCUGCAUUGAACCCUCGUAUCGGUCCCGUUGAUCUCAAGAUGUGGUUGGAAGUGCGUAUUCCUUGGGUGUUGUUAUUCUUGAUCUCCGUUAGCGGUGCAUGCAAGCAGUACGAAGUGUAUGGAUACGUCACGCCCAACAUGGCUUUCAUGGUUUUGUGCACAGGAUUGUACAUCAAUGCAUGUGCUAAAGGAGAAGAAUGCAUUCCUCAAACAUGGGAUAUGUUCCACGAGAAAUGGGGUUUUAUGGUCAUCUUUUGGAACUUUGCCGGAGUUCCUUUCACAUACUGCUACAGUAUCGUUUAUAUGGCCGCUCAUCCACCGCAUUAUUACCGUUUCAGUACGCCAACGUACAUUGCCAUGUAUUCGCUUUUGAUCUUUGUUCAUUGGGUCUUCGAUUCGUCUAUGGCACAAAAGUCUCGCUUCCGUAUGCAAUUGCAAGGUACAUUGAAGAUCAGAAAUGCGUUCCCGCAAUGGCCAUGGUCAACGUUGAGUGAUCCACGUUAUUUGCAAACUGAACAUGGAAAUGCUCUCUUGAUUGAUGGUUGGUGGCAAUACUUACGCAAGCCAAACUACUCAGCCGAUUGGACCCAAUCCUUCCUUUGGGGAGCAUGUGCUGGAACAAGAAGCAUUAUUCCUUACUAUUACGCUUUGUUCUUCUUGGCCGUUUUGACACAUAGAUGUGGUCGUGACUUUGAACGUUGUGCACGUAAAUACGGUAAAGAUUGGGAAAAGUAUUGCAAGAUUGUUCCUUAUCGAUUCAUUCCGUUUGUGUAUUAAUUGGUAUGAAUAUACUGAUACCCUUCACACUCUCAAUAGAGUACGAUUCUCUCUCCACGCUCAUUACCCAUUACUAUCUUGAACAAACAUUCCCGCUCUUUUGCAUCAUUUGCUUUUGAGUACUUUGUAAGAUAGGUUCUCAGCCGCAUUCAAUAAAAUGUAGUACCUACGA
Molecule: messenger RNA, 2130 nt
Organism: Meira miltonrushii
Lineage: Eukaryota; Fungi; Basidiomycota; Exobasidiomycetes; Exobasidiales; Brachybasidiaceae
Product: putative ERG4-sterol C-24 reductase
Exons: 1
Coding region: 366-1958 (530 amino acids)
Biological process (GO): ergosterol biosynthetic process
Cellular component (GO): endoplasmic reticulum membrane
Molecular function (GO): Delta24(24-1) sterol reductase activity
Source: RefSeq, a predicted model, not a curated record